GGAGGGGAGGAGCCUCCGGCGGAGCAGUCGCCUCCGCCAAGGACCCUCUGCUGUCGCCGCAACCCCGAGCCGCGGGCCGGAGAGGUCCAAAGGAAACCUGAGCAAAAAGGAUGUCCCAGGCCACCAUGGGCUUUCAAGGGACUCCGGACCUCAUGAGCCAGCUUGUUGAUGUCGCCAAGAUGCCAGGAGAGAUGGACAAGCCGCUCAUCAGCCACCACCUGGUGGACAGCAACUACAGCUUAGCUGAGGUCCCCAGUGAGGCCCCCAAAGUGGGCAUCCUGGGCAGUGGGGACUUCGCCCACUCCUUAGCCACUCGUCUGGUGGGUUCCGGCUUCUGUGUGCUGGUGGGAAGCCGAAACCCCAAACGCACAGCCGGGCUCUUCCCCGCAGCGGCACAAGUCACCUCGCAGGAGGAGGCGGUGGCCUGCCCUGAGGUCAUCUUGGUGGCCAUGUUCAGAGAGCACUACUCCUCGCUGUGCAGCCUCAGGGACCAGCUCACCGGCAAGAUCCUGGUGGAUGUGAGCAACCCCACUGAACAGGAACACUUGCAGUACCACCAGUCCAAUGCUGAGUACCUGGCCUCCCUCUUCCCCACCUCCACUGUGGUCAAGGCCUUCAAUGUCAUCUCCGCCUGGACCAUGCAGUCUGGCCCAAGGGAUGGGAACAGGCAGGUGCCCAUCUGCAGUAACCAUCCAGAAGCCAAGCACACUAUCUCGCUGAUGGCCCGCAGCAUGGGAUUCACGCCGGUGGAUAUGGGGUCCUUAGCCUCGGCCCGGGAGGUGGAGGCCAUGCCGCUGCGCCUGCUUCCGGACUGGAAGGUGCCGGCUCUCCUGGCUCUAGGGCUGUUCGUCUUCUUCUAUGCCUACAACUUCACUCGGGACGUGCUACAGCCCUAUGUGCAGGAGAACAAGAACAAGUUCUACAAGCUCCCGGUGUCCGUGGUCAACACCUCGCUGCCAUGCGUGGCCUUCGUGCUGUUGUCACUGGUCUACCUGCCCGGCGUGCUGGCCGCCGCCCUGCAGCUGCAGCGGGGUACCAAGUACAGACGCUUCCCGGACUGGCUGGACCACUGGUUGCAGCACCGCAAGCAGAUCGGCCUGCUCAGCUUCUUCUGCGCGGCCCUGCAUGUCCUCUACAGCCUCUGCCUGCCGCUGCGCCGCUCACACCGCUACGACCUGGUCAACCUCGCCGUCAAGCAGGUCUUGGCCAACAACAGUCACCUCUGGGUCGAGGAGGAAGUCUGGCGGAUGGAGAUCUACAUCUCCCUGGGCUUGCUGGCCUUUGGCACGUUGUCCCUGCUGGCUGUCACCUCCCUGCCAUCCAUUGCCAAUUCGCUCAACUGGAAGGAGUUCAGCUUUGUGCAGUCCACUCUGGGCUUCGUGGCGCUGGUGCUGAGCACGCUGCACACACUCACCUAUGGCUGGACCCGUGCCUUUGAGGAGAGCCGCUACAAAUUCUACCUGCCUCCCACCUUCACACUUACGCUGCUGGUGCCCUGCACCAUCAUCCUGGCUAAAGCCCUGUUCUUCCUGCCCUGCUUCAGCCGGAGACUCUCCAAGAUCCGGAGGGGCUGGGAGAAAGACGGUGAUGUCAAGUUCACACUGCCAGCCAGCCAGGCCCUGGCUCAGAAGACAAGUCACGUGUGAGGAAGGCAGGGUCUAAGCCUGCCCUGCAAACUGGAGCAGACAGGUGUCUUGUCCUGGUCACGCAGUGUGCUGUGACUGCGUGCACAUGGGCUCUUUAAUAUCCCAACGCCUGAGACACAAGAGUCCGCUGUGCCUUUUGGAAUGGCGUGUGUGUGUGUGUGUGUGUGUGUGUGUGUGUGUGUGUGUGUGUAAUGUGUAUGUCCAUGUAUGUUCCUGUCUCUAACAGGAUUUGCCCUUAAGAAGUUGGGUCCCCGAGAUUUCAGAUUACAGAUAUACAAGCCAGUCCCAGGUGUUGGGAGAACAGCACCCACAGGACUGGAGCUUUUGCAGAAACAGACACCCACUGUUUGCACAGCAAAGGCAGUGAGAGGGUGGGGGUAGAUAGCAUAAUGGUUAUGCAAACAUAGUCUCAUGCCUGAGGCUCUAAAGUCUCAGGUUCAAUUCCCACAUCAUCAAAAGAAAAGGCAGUAAGAGGCUUGUCCCUUAGCUACUUCUUUUGUGCAUACCCGUCCUUUCCUGCCACUUUCCCCAGCUGAGCUGGGUUGUAAGGUGGUAGGGGACAACAGCUCUUCCUGGAGCUCCCUUUAGGGGUACCUGAGAUUGCAGGGUCCCCAGUGAGCAGCAGGUGCAGCCCCCUCCCCCUGUCCAUCUUCAGCAGUAGGAGGUCAGGCAGAGUAAAGGACAACUAACAGUAUGUGCUUACCAUGUUUGGGGGGAGGGUGUGGGCUGCAGUUCCUCCCCUAAUCCUCCCUGAGCCUGGAGACUGUUUUUCCCUGAAAGCAAGAAGUCUCCGAGGCAGCUGCAAAUUGAUCCUCUGGCAGGAGGAGUGUGAAGUUACCUCCUCUGAGGAGUUACUAAUGAACCUGUGUAGAGAACAAGGGCACUUUCUUUCCCUCCUUUAAGUUGGUGGUGACCGUCCUUGAAACCACGGUGCCUUCUCACCUUUUUACAUCAUUAGUUUGAGUGUCUCCCUGAAAAGCCUGGAGCAGAGCCUCUGAAAGUCAGCAGGACCCAAUGCACACACAGCCUCACAGCAGACCCUCUGGGGGCCUCCGGGGGGGUGACUAGAGGACUGUCUCCACUAAGCUGGCCCUGUGGAAGAGCACUGGACACCUCUCCCAGAGUCCUCUGCUGUCCCUGGGCAGAGAACCUGUCUUUCUGGCUCCAGGCUCCUAACCAAGGGUUAGGCUUCAAAAUAGCUGGGAGGGUCUUUCCUGCUAAAGCCAGAAACCUGAAUUGCUGCCACCCCAAAGCACAGGAAGCUGGCCUCCAGCCAGGGUCCAGCACAUGCAUCCUGGGCCACGUGGCCACCCCUCACCACCUCCUGUGGACCCAGCUCUUACUUCCCCCGUGAGAAAUAGUUGGGACUGAGCCCCCCCAGUCCCUGGCUCUGGAACUGGAGUGAGUGAUCAUCCUCACACACAGGAAGCUGCUCUCAACUCCGGGGGUGAAGCUCCUCUGAAAAGAAGGCCUCAGGGGACACAAAGGUGCUGACCACACCCAUUUCUUAGAGCACCGGGAUGAUAGGGCACCUCAGGACAGAACAGAAGAGUGACCUGGCGAGGGUGGACUUGAUGGCGAGACUAGCAGGGCUCGUCCAGCUCUUCAUGAGCUCAUGUCUGCAGAGCACAUUUGGGUCUUUUAGUGAGAAAGAAAGGAGCGGGGUGAUGGGGAGGGCAGUGUAAGAAUAUCCCAUUAGGCCAGUGGCUGGUGGAGGGCAAGGAAGUGCAGGCAUAUGUCUGAGCUUCCUGGUGAUGUUUUCCGACCAUCCUCCGAAGCUGAGUGCAGAAUUCUGGCUCCUAAAUUGGACCUCAGAGAGGCUAGCAAGGCAGAGUCUUUAGCAUUUGCUUGGGGAAAAUGAGUGUUCCUCCCUUUCUGGCUGGUAGGAAACAGAACAUAGACAACCAGGACCCAUUAAAGGUCAACACCCCAGUUGAUAUUGGCUGCUCUUUUUCUCCACCAUUCCCUGGGCCCGGGGAUGGCUCUGUACCAAAGAUGCUGACACACAAAGUCCAGGAUGCAUGCCAACCCGCCCCGCUCCACCCUCUCCCCCACAUACCUCCUGUUGCAGGCGCAUCUCCAGAGGGGAAGGAUUGAGAGGUGGAUGACAGGAGCAGGCAGGGAAAGCAGAGGGCCUGGCAACUGGAUGGGCAGUGGAUGAGACAUGUGCUGCCUUGACCCAGUGUUUGCUGUUGCUCUUCCUACCUCACCAGGUGGCUGGCAGCAGUGCCCCUGCCAGAGUGAAUCUCUUCCCUCUAGCCCAGUAAAUGCUCCGUGCCUUGGCUACAAAAGUGCCUAAGAGCCAACAUGCUCUGGAAAUCCUAAAUGCCACCAUCUGAGGUCAGUGUUUAGAACUCAUGCCAUUGAUGGGAAUCUGGGGAAUGUUAUGCAUGUACAAACUAUUGUACUUACUGUUGAAUGUAAAACAUUAAUUCCCUAAUAAAAAAAUAGUACUAAAAAAAAAAAGAACUCAUGCCAUUGAAAGAGCCUUUCUGUGCAUUUUGUUUUUACUGUGUAAUACUCAUCUAGAAAGCAAUGAAAAUAAACACCAAGACUACCACAAA
Erinaceus europaeus (western European hedgehog) is the source of this 4210-nucleotide messenger RNA. It is a transcript of the gene STEAP3, whose product is annotated as STEAP3 metalloreductase. The record is from RefSeq and is a predicted model, not a curated record. Gene Ontology annotation, biological process: copper ion import. Gene Ontology annotation, molecular function: ferric-chelate reductase (NADPH) activity; cupric reductase (NADH) activity. The transcript is spliced from 6 exons. The coding region runs from base 111 to 1646 and encodes 511 amino acids. NCBI's taxonomy places the organism in Eukaryota, Metazoa, Chordata, Mammalia, Eulipotyphla, Erinaceidae. Gene Ontology annotation, cellular component: plasma membrane; endosome.